GGGAAAUUUUUAUUUUGAGAAUUUCCAGAUUUAAUUUAAAUCGUCAGCUUCCUCUACCCUGUUGUAAAUGCCAUGCUGAACUGAAGAACCCUAAUCUUUUUGUUGUUCAUAAGGCACUUCCUUCAUUUCUGUAAUAGCUCAUGUUUGACAUUCAAAUGGAAUAAAGUUUCCAUUCAUUGUGGGACUGACAGUUGUUGGGGAUUGCAGUGAAAGUUUGCAAUCAUAAAAAUUAAAUUGUUACUUAACUAUGAAGCCCAGAAGACCCUCCCUUACGCAGAUCAAGCUUCUCAAUAGCUUCUUCUUCACUUGCUUUUCUCCCAGUGGUUUUCCCUGGACAGAUUCCUCAAGUGACUAACGGCAACCAGAGAUGAAAGGGACCAACAACGUCACCUUGGAGGGCUUCAUUCUGGUGGGUGUAUCUGACCAUCCUCAGCUGGAGAUUGUCUUUUUCGUAGUCAUUCUCUUCUCUUACUUGCUGACCCUAUUUGGUAACUCAACCAUCAUCCUUCUUUCCUGCCUAGAUGCCCGGCUCCACACACCCAUGUACUUCUUCCUCAGCAACCUCUCCACUCUGGACCUUGCCUUUACUACUAGCUCAGUCCCUCAAAUGCUGAUCAACUUAUGGGGACCAGACAAGAUUAUCAGUUAUGGUGGCUGUGUGACCCAGCUCUAUGUUUUCCUCUGGCUAGGGGCUACUGAGUGCAUCCUGCUGGUGGCGAUGGCAUUUGACCACUAUGUGGCAGUUUGCCGGCCCCUGCACUACACCACCAUCAUGAACUGUUGGCUCUGUUGGCUGCUGGCUGCCAUUGCCUGGUUGGGUGGCUUGGGCAACUCUGUGAUCCAGUCAACAUUCACUCUGCAGCUCCCAUUGUGUGGGCACUGGAGGGUGGACAACUUCCUGUGUGAGGUGCCUGCCAUGAUCAAACUGGCCUGUGGAGACACAAGUCUCAAUGAGGCUAUGCUCAAUGGUGUCUGCACCUUCUUCACUGCCAUCCCACUCAGCAUCAUCCUGAUCUCCUACUGCUACAUAGCUCAGGCAGUGCUGAAGAUCCGCUUGGUUGAGGGGCGGAGAAAGGCAUUUAACACACGCCUCUCCCAUCUGGUGGUGGUGCUCCUCUUCUAUGACUCAGCUACCUAUGGGUAUCUGCUUCCAGCUAAGACCAGCAACCAGGACCAGGGCAAAUUCAUUUCCCUCUUCUACUCUGUAGUCACGCCCAUGGUGAACCCUCUCAUCUACACUCUGAGGAACAAGGAAGUAAAGGGGGCACUGAGGAGGCUGCUGGGGAAGGGAAGAGAAGUCUACUGAGAGAAAGAAAAAACUCCUUCAUCAUUUAUAGCCUCUUCAUCUCUACACACUUUUCCUCAUUUUCUCUCUGGCCAGGUGAACAUGAGGAGUACUAACCCUGGUACAAACUAGGCAUGUUCCCAACAACCCUAAGCUGUUGGGACAUGGUUACUGUUAUUUCUAAUAUUCUACACUUAUUUACCAAAAAUCCUACUGUGGACUACAGAUAACAGGGCAGACAUGUGUCAUCAAUGGCUCAGAGGUUGUUGACUUACUACAGACCUAGCUCACUGUCUCUG
Molecule: messenger RNA, 1584 nt
Organism: Ceratotherium simum simum (southern white rhinoceros)
Lineage: Eukaryota; Metazoa; Chordata; Mammalia; Perissodactyla; Rhinocerotidae
Gene: OR2C1
Product: olfactory receptor family 2 subfamily C member 1
Biological process (GO): G protein-coupled receptor signaling pathway
Cellular component (GO): membrane
Molecular function (GO): G protein-coupled receptor activity; olfactory receptor activity
Source: RefSeq, a predicted model, not a curated record